This is a messenger RNA of Blepharisma stoltei, 639 nucleotides long. Lineage: Eukaryota; Ciliophora; Heterotrichea; Heterotrichida; Blepharismidae. The record is from the annotation of a GenBank genome assembly.
AUGCAAAUAUUUUCAAAACGUUUGCAUAACAUAAAAAACAUUAAUACGAUUCUUUGUUAUUAUUCCCUGCAUUUUUAUUUAAACAUAUCACUAGAAAACUAUAGUUUUGUUGAACUUAUAAUGUCUAAAUUUAUUGUACUUGUUUUGACUCUGCUAAUAGCCUCUUCAGGCACAGAGCCAAACUUGAAAUUCAACAUUUACAACUGCAUAGUCGACACUGUGGUGCUAGAAGAAAUUAUUCUGGAAAUGGCAAUGGAAAUUUCUUCCAUAUGAUACAUCCAAGAAGGCUUUCAUAAAAUGCUGUUUGUUUUUUCUUUAAUUCCUCAAUGAAUGUACCAAUGUAUUCCACUGAUAGUAGCUGACACAGCAACUGAAGACCCAAAUAUUGAUUUUAUUCCUUUAUCUGAUAAAGAGAUACUGGUGAACGGAAAAUUAGUUGAAAUUUCUAAAGAGGAAGCUGCUGAAGAUAGCCAAGCGUGGGCAGACUGCAAAGAUGUGGUGGCUGAUGGAUUAGCGAGGCUUAUUAAUGCAAAGGACGCGCUUGAUAGCCAAGAUUACCAGACUAUGGUCGAAAAUCUGUUGAGCAUGAAAAGCUUGAAAUUACCUUUAUUAAAGAUGUGUAAAGGUAACCGAAUAUAA